GUUAUCAACUUGUGAGAAGUGAGAUACAAUGGGUUUGGACAUUGACCGACUUAUAGGUUAUGGGGACGAUUUCGGCAUGACAUACCCAAGGAGGAUGUUCAAAAUUGGCAUUAAUAAGCUAAAAAAGAGAGGAAAGCUUCCGAAACAUCCACACAAGGGAUUUCGGGCUGGUUUGAAAAACGCUAUGGUUAAGCACCCUCCGUACCUGAAAAGUCAAUGGGACGAUGAGGUUGAUGAGGUGUUCAGUGAGGAACAGGACUUUGACUGGUAUCAUGAUGAAACAGGAUCUAACGACCUGCCAGACUUCAGCUAUCCAGACUACAAACCUAACUUUGGGCUGAAAGAUCGGCUGGGAGAUGUAGGAAGCGAGGAUGAAUUUGGAAGUGAUCCUGCUUGGGCGAAAGUUGUUGACCAGAAAGCUAUAGAAAUCAGGAAAUGA
Messenger RNA from Macrosteles quadrilineatus (aster leafhopper), 439 nucleotides. RefSeq lists its product as uncharacterized. The coding region runs from base 29 to 439 and encodes 136 amino acids. The transcript is spliced from 3 exons. NCBI's taxonomy places the organism in Eukaryota, Metazoa, Arthropoda, Insecta, Hemiptera, Cicadellidae. The record is from RefSeq and is a predicted model, not a curated record.